Messenger RNA from Gadus morhua (Atlantic cod), 1501 nucleotides. RefSeq names its product olfactory receptor 52N5-like. Gene Ontology annotation, cellular component: membrane. The record is from RefSeq and is a predicted model, not a curated record. The transcript has a single exon. The coding region runs from base 210 to 1193 and encodes 327 amino acids. Gene Ontology annotation, biological process: G protein-coupled receptor signaling pathway; detection of chemical stimulus involved in sensory perception of smell. Gene Ontology annotation, molecular function: odorant binding; G protein-coupled receptor activity; olfactory receptor activity. Lineage: Eukaryota; Metazoa; Chordata; Actinopteri; Gadiformes; Gadidae.
AGCAGAAGAUGUAUACAGUUUCUGCUCAGUCUCUUUGAAAGAUAUGGAAUAUUUUGGUUUAAUUUAAAAUAAUCAAAUAGAUUUGGAUAAAACUUGACAUAUUGCAUCGUACAUAAAUUAAAUUGUUAUUUACAUUCACAGGAAAUAGUUUUUUUGAAUAAUAAUAUCUAUUUAUUGUUAUAACCACCUUUUAAUGUUCUUUGGCAGUGAUGUCUUUGGUUUCAGCGAUGGACAACUACACAUUCAACAGUUUGAACCUGCAGAUUGAAGGGUUAAAGGUCACCGUACAUUCUGUGUACCCUGUUUUUUUCUUUUUGCUUAUAUCCUAUAUUUUUAUCAUGUUUACUAAUGUGGGUAUUGUAGUGCUAGUCUGCAUUGAAAGGAGCCUUCACCAGCCUAUGUAUCUGCUUUUCUGUAAUCUACCAAUCAACGACAUUAUAGGAAACUCCAUCAUGCUGCCAAGGCUUCUUAGAGACAUUCUGGUGCCUCCUUCUGAACGCAUAAUCAGCUACUAUGAAUGUGUGGUCCAAGCAUUCUUCUCACAUAUGUUCGGCACUGCCUCUUACGCCAUUCUAAUGAUCAUGGCCUUUGACAGAUACGUGGCUAUCUGUAACCCUUUGCGCUAUGCUACUAUUAUGAACAACAGAAUGGUGAUCAAGCUGACUGUCUCUGCCUGGGGUGUGUCCUUCUUGUUGGUGGCUGUUUUGCUUGGGCUGACCAUUAGAUUGAACAGAUGCAGAGCCGUCAUCACAAAUCCGUACUGUGACAAUGCCUCACUGUUUAAACUUUCUUGUGAGAGUGUUUUCAUUAACAAUGUAUAUGGACUGUCAUUUACUGUGCUUCUCUUCACAUCUUCUAUGGGCAGUACAAUGCUUACCUACGCAAAGAUCACAGCUGUCUGUCUGACCAAUAAGAACAAGGCUUUGAACAGUAAAGCUCUUAAGACAUGCAGCACUCACCUCUCUGUCUACCUUAUCUUGCUUCUAUGUGGAAUGUUGACCGUUCUGAUGCAUCGCUUCCCUCAGCACUCGGAUUACAGGAAGCUGUCCUCCAUUAUGUUCCACAUACUUCCCAGUGGCCUCAACCCCAUCAUAUAUGGUGUACAGUCCAAAGAGAUACGAAAGCUGUUGUCCAAUCUUUUUCUACCAUUGAUUAAGGAUGGAAGCAAUACAUUUGUUAUCACAACACAAUAGAAUGCUGGGAGGUCAAUAUUUAUCGAGGUUUGCCUGACCUAGAUAAACACACAUGUGUCCAGCCGUGUCUCAAGUGAGUCCACCUCGAACUCAAACGUCACUUAAAUUGUGUGAUAUUUUACAUUAUAUAAUUUAGUUAAAUGUAAAAUAUAUUUUAAAUUAUUCAAUGUGUGUUAAAAUAUUUGUUUGUUUAAGUCAUUGAAUUUACAUGUAAAUCGUGAUAGAUUUGAGUAGCUCACAAAAAAUAAUCAUCUUUAUUUAAUAUGGGCAAUAAUCCAGUCAGGUACAUAUGGGAAUUGUGUUUGUAU